Molecule: messenger RNA, 216 nt
Organism: Brenthis ino (lesser marbled fritillary)
Lineage: Eukaryota; Metazoa; Arthropoda; Insecta; Lepidoptera; Nymphalidae
Source: the annotation of a GenBank genome assembly
AUGGCAUUGCAGACAAAGAGCGGGCAGCGGGAGCAGAUGCUAUCAACUCAAACAAUAGGGAGGAUGAGAUUGUAUUUCUGGUUUAACACAUAUGGCAACUCGUUCGCGCCUCGUAAGCCAUACAAAGCCAAUUGCCACAAUUCAGUCUUAACGAAAGUUGACAACUCACAACUGAGCAGAAUUAUAGAAGAAAUUGCUAAGGAGCUAAAGCUAGAG